ACCACUUCCUGGAUACGGUACUCCAUCCGGGUGAGAGAAGAGGUCGCCGCGGUCGCCAUGUUGCUGAAUGAAAUUAGCUCCAAAACAUUGAAUAGCCGUUAGCAAUAUCGAUAUUUUAUUUAUCAGCGGGAAAACAUCUGGUAGUCCGUUUGAGUUAAUGUAAAUAUGACUUAGGAUUUGUUACAUUACGACAGAAGCUCCAUUCCCUGUAAGUAUCUCCUAUGAGGUGGAAAAAUGUGUUUUUUUAUGAGCAGCUGGCCUGUUAGCGACGGUGAGCUAGCAUCGUUAGCAUUAUGUAGCACGCUCCCGGUAAUAUAAGGUUUUUUAAAAAUCAUUAUACUCACAGCUGUAACAGAAAACCUGUUUAAUUUAUCUUAUUUAUUGUUAAUAUAGAGCCUUAACGCCUUAUAUUCUCUCUGUGAGUUGUUGUUAGUCUGUCAGUGUUUGUUAAUGUUUCGCCCCGCAGUGGAAUCAACCUGAACGGAAUAAAAUAACAAAGAAAAAUCACGUUAACUUUAAUAAAAUAAUGAUCUUAGUGGUUUGUACUGACUCCUAAAAACCUAAUAGGACGCACACAUUUUGUCCAUAAUGAUCUAGUGUUUCUCGUUGUUAUAAAUCAGUGUGAAUAUUAAUGAUAUUGAUCGCAUGUAUCAGCUGUUUUCCCUCACCUUUGUCUGAAGCUCAGGUUUGAUCUUUCACACUCAGACCUGAAACCAGAUCAAUUUAGUCCUUUUCAACACACUUAAAUUUAUCUGUACCUUUAAUAUGCACUAAUGUGAAGAGUGUCAGGUAUGCUGCGUUUGGGAAACCUCUCAAUAAAACAUGACAGGUACAAUUUGUAGGCUUAUAACAGCAGUUUAUUCAUACAUCCUAUAUCUGUAACUUCUGUGUUUUAAUGAAAAUAUUUCAAUGUGAUGGGACAGCUAGUGUUCCAGAAGCUACCCCAGAUGUUGAGAUAUCUUCACCUGUGUGAUAUACAUCCACCUAGGACUGGGCGAUUUCAUAUAAUCGCCCAGUCCUACAUCCACCUGCCCUAACACAAGUACCUGGGAAUUCAGGUACAACCCAGUGAAAAACCUCCACCAUAGAUUACACUUUUACAACACCUCAUAGAUUCCAGAUUUAUUUGCAUUAGAGAUACAACAAUAAGUGUGCGAUUGAUGGCACAUAUACAUCAGUGGCAUUUUAUCAGCUUCAGCCCUCACAAGGUCGGCACCAUCAUUACCUUUUCUAGUUGAAAACACAUUUUUCUCAGCACCCAAAUCUAAAACAGUCCCUGUCUCAUCUUUUAUUUUAACUUUCCAUUAGUAGAGUAUUGCAGUUUAGUUUUGACAGCAAUAUCAUUAUUUUCUGAAGCCUUCUGCAUAAAUCCAAAUCUUUUUUAUUCAGUUGAUUCUUUUAAAAAAAAAAGGCUUUUAACCUGUGAACUGUUCUAUUAUUGUCUUUUCAUAUUGUGCCUUUUUUAACCUUGUACACUGUUGGUCUUAUUAUGUAAAAUGUUCUAUAUUUUAAAUUGUGUUUUUUUUUUUUUUUGUAAAGCAUCUUUGAGUAGUGAAGAUACCAAUGUAUUUUAGGUCUAAAUGCGCAUAAAUAAUGAAUCUGUUUAUUCAUUUUAACCACAGUAGCUACCUUAGGAUAUUUUUCUGUUUGAACAAUUUCAGAUUGCUGGACAGAAAUCAAAAACAUUAAUGGCAAGACAUGAAUUUCAUCAAAUGUUCACUGGAGUUCAGUAAUUAUUAUUUAAUUGCUGUUUUUUUUUUCAAACCUCUCUCCCUAAAAAACAAAAAAGAAAGAUCAACAUGCAGUAUUUUACUUUGUAUGCUUAUAAACGAAGCGUUAUAACCCACCAAUAAUUACAUAUCGUUGUGCUUUGUUUGACCCUUUCAACAGAUCGUUGUGUUUAGACAUAGUUAUAGUGUCACGCAAUGCACCAUGGAAGUGGAUCACAGAAUAUGCAACGACAGCUCCAGAGAUCUAAGUCUGUCAGCGGCUCUGAGGCAGAGGAGACGCAGCAGCAGCAGCAGCAGCCCACCAUGGCAGUCACACAGCAGCAAGCUACAGUCAACCAUCCACAAUCUCCUGUGACCACCUUCUCCUCUGCUGCCAGCCCUUCAGCCCCUCAGUCACCCAAUUAUCAGAUAAUCAUGAGCCGCAGCCCGGUCACCGGCCAGAACAUGAACAUCACUUUACAAAAUGUGGGACAGAUGGUGACUGGUAACCAACAGAUCACUCUGACCCCACUGCCCAUCCAGAACCCUGCAUCCCCCGGGUUUCAGCAUACUACACCUCAGUGGAGGUUCGAGCAUGCUCCAUCCUCCUACAUUCAGGUUACCUCACCUGUGCCACAGCCCAUGCAGCCCCAGAGUCCCACCCAGCACAGCCCAGUCCCUGUGCAAGGUUUGACACGGCCAGGAGCACCUGCCACAGCGCUGGGUGUGUGCGGACAAAGUCCAACACGGUUUGUUGAAGCUGGUAUGUUAGUGAGACAGAUCAGUUUAGGAAGUCCGUCUGGGAGUGGCCACUUUGUUUACCAGGAGGGGACAGGACUGGCCCAGAUCGCCCCAGCCACACCUGGUCAGGUACAACUGACUUCUCCAGGAGCACCAGGCUCUGUGAGGGAACGCCGGCUCUCCCAGCCUCACUCACAGACUGGAGGCACCAUCCACCAUCUUGGACCUCAAAGUCCUGUGGCCACCGGUGCUGCUCUCCCUACUCUGAGCAGUCCUGGUCACAUCACCACCUCUAACCUACCUCCACAAAUCAGCAGCAUCAUUCAAGGACAGCUGGCACGCCCCAUGAUCUUUGAGAAAACAACACAAGGCGUGGUUGCUGGAGUGGGAACCACAGCCACAGCAGGUUUCAGUAUCCCCUCCUCAAUUCCACCCUCGAGCCCAUCCCUCACUAGUCCAACCCAAGGCCUCCCCAACAACCCCCUCGGACCCAACAGCAUGGCUGUGGGCACCGUGAAGAAGCAGGCUCCUAAAAAGUUGGAAGAAAUCGCCCCUUCUACUCCAGAAAUUGCCCAGCUAAGGAAGCAGUGCCUGGAGCACCACACAAAGAAGAUGGAGAGCCUGAAGGAGGUGUUCAAAGAAUACCUGAUCGAGCUUUUCUUUCUGCAGCACCUCCAAGGGAACAUGAUGGACUAUCUUGCCUUCAAAAAGAAGCCCUGUGUUCCUCUGUAUACGUAUCUGAGACAGAAUGAUUUGGACGUUGAAGAUGAAGAUGAGGAAGAGGAGCAGUCUGAAGUCAUUAAUGAUGAGGUACGACAUCGUCUGACAGAGUUUUAAACAUUCAAAGAACAGCACAUUGAUUUUAUUCCCCCCUCUUUCAUAUCUCUGUGUUUUUCAGGUAAAGGUUGUUACUGGAAAGGAUGGCCAGGCAGUGACGCCAGUUGCCAUAGCAACACAGCUUCCUGCUAAUGUUUCAGCAGCUUUCUCUGUCCAGCAGCAGUUCCAGGUGAUAGCUGCAACACUGGUUUUAAAAUUUUUAUUUCUAGAAAUAAUCUCGAGUUUGUUUCCUGAACUUUGAUAAAAGGAAGUUUUAAUUCCUAGACGUUAUUUUUGCAGGGGCACCAAGGGGCUGCUGCUGGCACCAUUACUAACCCUGGAGAUUUGGAUGCCUUUAAGAGGCAGCAGGCAAUGGUGCAAGCAGGUAGGGCAAGAAUGGUAGACUCCUGUCUUUCUUAUGUUGCUUUGUUUCCUCCCCGUUUGCUUUGUUUUCUGUUUGUUUUCUUUUCCCCCCUCUAAUUGCUUCUGCUUUUAGAUAUUUGGCAUCCUGUACUAGCGCUCUGUGUUGAAGUCUUUUCCGAGGAAGGAGAGGGGACCUGUAAGGUCUGCAGAAGGUCAUUGCUCUGUGCCGAGUGCUUUUGUUUUGCGUUAUGAGGGUAUUGUGUGUUUUAAAUCCCAGAUCAGGCUAAGAGGCCCCGGAUUGACGUUGGUCGCCAUGGGCUGAUUUUCCAGCAUCCUGGUGUAGCUCCUUUAGGAUCACCUGGCGUUCCACUCCAGCAGCUUAUGCCAACUGCGCAAGGUAGGAGUGCUACUACCAGGCAGCUCUUUGUUCUGUUCGAUGCUGCUGGACGUAUUCCCUUCCUCAAACAAAGGAGAUUUUAAAAAGCGAAUCACAACUUCAUCUUCUACAAACAAACUUCAAGCAGCGUCAACAAACAGAUCUUCAUCCGUCUGCUGGAUUUCUCAGCAGUCCACAGGAAGUUCAGGCUUAGCUGUACCAGUAGCAGCUCUCUCUUUCUCUCUCUGUCACGAUAAAAGGGGAAGAAGGAAAUCCAAGUCUGAAGAAGAGUAGCCACUCAAUGGGAAGAUGCCAUGUCUUAUGAUUUCCCUUUUUUGUUUUUACUAUUGUCCACCGUCGUUAUCCAUCUCUUCUUUUCUGAAGUUUGUUCCUGUACGUCAUCUUUAUUUGGACCGACCUUCCAGUCCGUGCGGAUGGAUUGUCAUCUGAUGUGGAGGUGGAUCACAGAAAGUGGAAACCCCUUUUUCAAAAAAAUUCACUUUCCGAUGGGUUUUUCUUGUUUUCCCAUUUUAUGAGUCCACGUCUCAUUCUUCCUUUUGGUUUCCCAUCGUCAUUCCUUCUCAAGUCUUCCCCUCUCUACGGUUGUCCGUCCUUGUAUCACCAACAAGGAUUCGACGUCAUUCUUAAACUCAUAUGUUUACAUCUCUGCGAGUGUCUUUUCUUCAUCUCAUGUCCACGUUCAGUUGAUGUCCUUCCAUGUUAUCUCAUGGCAUUUUGUUCUGACUUGGCUUCUUUCCCUCAGUCUAAGUAGGAGGGGGAUCAUGUGGAGGAGUUGCGUUCACGGCGCAGGUUUUUGCGAUUGCGGUGGUGUGGGUGAGUCAGGGCCAGGUGUUGGUGGCGUCUAGGCGAGUUGGUGUGACGUGCAGGGAGGUAAGGCAGGCGCUGCUUUAGUGUGCACAGCUCUGCUCAGGCCUGCUGUCCGCAAGACCCCAUGUGUGUCCUUUUGCUCACCUCUGUGCUUUGUCGCUAUGUGAGGCAUCCAGAUGCCUUGGUCUCUGCUAGAGUGACAUCGCUUCAUGCAUGCCAAACAUGGUGUUUUUGUGAGUGUGUCUGCUCUAUGAUUUGAUUUUCCCUUUAUUCUCCCUGUCUCCUUGUUUUCUGCAGUUCGUUUUGAUUUCAUUUUCCUUCUUAACAUUUCUCUAUUCCUCUCCUUCUUCUUCUUCUCUCAAAAUCUCUCUUAAUGCACGUAUAAUUUUUGAUGUUUUAGCCACAUUCUCUCAACAUUUGAAAUGCAAUGUUUUGGUUUUGCAUUAAUCAAAGUAGUAUUUUAUUUGAGAGACAUGUAGAUCUUCACAUUGAUUUCAUUUCUUCUGUAACCAUUUUGCUGUAUGACUUUCAUUAGUUUCCGCUCUGAUCAUCAAGAAGUAGUACAAAACUGUCAAUUCAUAAAGUACAUCUUGUUCAUUAAGGCAAAAGGACCUGAGGAGCUCUAACAGCUGAUGCUUAAAAUUUAAUAAUAACCAUUAAUCUUCUUCGAAGCGCUAAGAUUAAACAUCUAGUCGUCUCUCAAUUCUGUACCAAGAAGGCUUCCACACACUUAAAAACGAGAUUACAUGAAGAGCACAUUUAAAAAGCACUGCAAGUCAGGCGACAAUAUUGGUCUUACCUUCUUUCUCUGUGUUACUCUCUAUACCACCCCGUUGUUUGUCCCAUAAUUUGGCUACUGUGUGUACAGGCGGGAUGCCGCCAACUCCUCAAGCAGUCCAGAUUGCAGGACAGAAACAGAACCAGCAACAGUACGACCCAUCUAAAGGACCUCCAGUUCAGAACGCAGCAAGUCUUCACACACCUCCUCCUCAGCUGCCCGGCAGGCUGCCCCAAGGAGCCCUCCCUAUGCCUGGUCUGUCUAUGACACUCUCCCAGCAGGCUCAGUUGGUGGAAAACACCGCCCAGCCUGGUGGUCAGCUGGCACAGGUGAAGGUACAGGCAGGUGGGCCUGUCCUGGCCGCAGUGAACCCACACACUCAGCUCCAGGCCCAACUGCAACAGCAGAUGCAGCCAGGUCUUCAUCUCCAGCUGCAGCCCCAGCAGCAACAGUCCCAGGCCAUUCUCCAGACCGGACAGGCGGUCAGUCCUCUUGAAUAUAUAUUAGUUCAAUCUUCAUGAGUAUUCACCGGCAGUAAGACUAACCUCUGAAAAUCAACUUUUUUCCCCUCUCUCCUCUUUAGACGGUGGCACUCGCUCGCCCUGGUACAGAGUCAAACCCACCAGUCCAGAGGAUCAUGACCAACUCGGUGUCCAUGACAUCCAUAUCUCCUGCUCCCCUUUCUGCUCCUAAUCCUGUCCAGACCCCCCAUACUGCAAAUCCACCCCGCCCUCAUGGUGCCAACAUCAACCCAAGCACCCAGUCUAAACUGACUGGCACCAACGGCAUAUCCACGGUGAAAAUGAGCGGCUUUGGUCAAAAUGCGACCAUGCAGUCUUCGCAGGAGGGUUCUCAGGACAAGCAAGUAGAGCAGGCCAAACUGGUGAGUUCAAUCAGCGAGAUCCUGCUCUUUUUACAAGACUACUGCUGGGUUAUUGGGAGACAGGGCUGAUGCUCACACAUGCAUGUGCUAAUACAAGGUUCAAACUGACAUAAUCAGACCAUUUCACAAGCCGUCACUUUUCUCAAAGAGGUGGAAACUGAGCCUCGGAGUGCAAAAAGAUCCAUUCACAUUGAUUUAGCUGUAUCCAGUGUAUUAAAAUGUCGUCAAAAACAAAAACUUUUUUUUUUUGUAUAAAUUCUGAUGCCUUGGUCUGUUUCUGUUUCCCAGGAGAGUCAAGUGCACCAGCGCAUCUCUGAGCUAAGGAAAGAGGGUCAGUGGUCGGCGAGCAGACUCCCAAAACUCGUGGAAGCCUCGCGACCCAAGUCCCACUGGGACUACCUCCUGGAGGAGAUGCAGUGGAUGGCCGCUGACUUUGCCCAAGAGAGGAGGUGGAAAGAGGCGGCAGCCAAGAAGGUAGAGUAGAGCUAAGAGAAAUCCUUCAAUAAUUCAAACAGGGAGUCACGACUGAGUUUAACUUUGUCUUUUAUUCCUCUCCAGCUUGUUCGUACGUGUGCCCGUUAUCACCAAGAGCAGAAGAAAAGUGAAGAGAGGUCCAAGAGAGAAAGGGAAAUCCAUCUUCGUCACAUCGCCAGCACAAUCGCCCGAGAGGUGGAGUUCUUCUGGUCAAACAUCGAGCAGGUUUGUUAGAUUACACAUUUUUCUUUGUCUUGAUGAGAUUUUAUAAUAAAACAUUGUUGAUUGAAACUGUUUUUUUCUGUUUUGUCAGGUUGUUGAAAUCAAACUGCAGUUUGACAUUUAUGAGAAGAGGCUCAAAGCACUUAGCUUACAAAAAGCCUCAGCCAAAGGUGAGUCCACUAAAGCAUUUCCAAAAACUAACCUAGAUAUGUUCUUGUUGUUUAGAAACAUCAGUUGAACUCAGGUAACCUUACCAGAGUUUAUAAUUUAACCCUUUUGUGUUUCAGCAUCUGGUCAGUCUGCAGCUCUGAAGGCUGAUAAAGAGGUAGAGGUCACACCGACACUCAGCCCAACAAUGUAAAUUCACCUGUUUCCAUCUCGUUCAAAUGUUGAUUUACAUUUUGAAUUUUGCAGGAGGCGGGGACUUCGACCAAAAAGAGGAAACUAAGCGCCGCCUUGCUCGAUGAGGAUGGUGGGUGUCAGACAGUUGAAAAGAAAAGAUGUUUUAACAGCUCAGAUGGUUAAAAAGUCUCCUCAGCGACCUUCCUGUCACACAAUCAUCAUUUCUUGUUUACUUUUAGUUCUGGAUGAGGAGAGUACCAUCGAGGAGCAGGAGGUCAUGGAGGGGGAAACAGACCAUAAAGCAGAGUUGGUUAACCUCGCCAAAGAAGGUACUUAUCCACUGAACUUCUACAAGCUGAAGGAUUAAACCUGAUUGUUUGUUUGUUUGUUUAUUUUUAAAGAUUGUUUUGCAGCAUUUAAUCUUCCCUCUCUGUGCCUUCAGGGCUUAAUCAUGGUUUUGUUUUACUUUAGCUGAGAUGCCCCUGGAUGCUUUGGUGAAGCAGUACGCCGGCGCCUACGCUGACAGCUUUGAGUGGCCUCAGCCCAGUCCACACAGUGACGAGGACGACAUGGAGGAGUCUGGAGGUGCCUGUUUCAAUCACACAGUCUUCCCGCUGCAGCGAACGGUUGUGAAUAGUCCGACUCUAAAGUGGUUGACAUUUUCUCUUUUUCAGAGGUGGAGUGUCCUGCAGGCAGUCCUCCUGAGGCGGUGAUGAUUGACUCCCUGCUCAGCGUGGAUCAGUACCGCGGUGCAGACAAAGCCUCCUCAUCUGACUCUGAUAGGAAACCCGCCAGAGACAUCGCUGAAGUCGCAGCCUCUACAGAGCUCAUCCUGCCCAAGGGGAGCUUCAGGACCACUUCUUCAGUAAGAUGCACCCUCAUCUACAAACAUAUCCUCUCUUUCUUUCUUUCUUUACUGUCUUUCACUAAUCUUACAUCUCUACAGACACGCAGUCCAGCUCCUAUUCUUCUUCAUGGGGCUCUGCGAGAGUAUCAGCAAAUCGGCGUGGACUGGAUGGUAAAUCUUUACAAGAAACACCUCAACGGUAUCCUGGCAGAUGAGACCGGCCUCGGCAAGACUGUGCAGACUGUUGCUUAUAUGGCCCACUUAGCAGGCCAAGAAGGUACGCCUCUGUCUUACAGCUGAUCCACAGUUUCUCAGAGGGGUUUUUGUAUUGAUUCAGUUUAGUUUUUAGUUAAAUGUCAUUAAGCUGUUCUCUGUUGUCAACAGGAAUCUGGGGACCUCACCUUAUCGUCGUCAGGACAUGCAAGCUGCUAAACUGGGAGGUUGAGUUCAAGCGCUGGUGUCCCGGUCUGAAGAUCCUCCUUUAUCUCGGAAACAAAAGAGAGCGCAGAUCUAAGAGAAUGGUAGGUUUUACGAGAGAGUGAAGGCAUCUUUUUUUUCUUAUAAACAGCUCGAAAUGAUGACAUCUGUACUAUCUGAUCAAUUACGCAGUGGUGGGGAGAAGCCAACAGCUUCCAUGUGUGUGUGACGUCCUACAAACUGCUGAUGAAAGACCAGAGCCACUUCCUGAGGAGGAGGUGGAGGCACCUGGUCCUGGAUGAGGUGCAGCUCAUCAAGAACAUGACUGAGAAACACUGGGCGACGGUCUUUGCUCUCAAGAGGUGAGUUCAAUUAAUUUUUCAUCUGUUUAAUAAAACAAAGACGCACUCAGUGAAUUUCAUAUUCUGCUUGUAUCUCUGCUCAGUUGACUGAAUGACAUUGUUUGUUUUUAUUUUACAGCGAGCAGAGGAUUCUCCUCAUCAACACUCCUCUACAAAACACUCUGAAGGAGCUGUGGACCAUGAUCCACUUCCUCCUGCCAGGUAUCACCAGGCCCUACUCUGACUUCCCAGUGAAGGCAGGAACAGACCAGAACCAGGACUACUGCCACAAGCUGGUCAUCCGCCUGCACAGGGUGGGUGUAGCUCCAGUAAACUUAAAACAGAGACACAAAUCAUCUGCCUUAAAAUACACGCUGAAUAUGAAAUCCUGUUCGCACUCGUAGAUGAUCCAGCCUUUCAUCCUGAGACGCUCCAAAAGGGACGUGGAGAAACAGCUGCCGAAGAAGUACGAGCACAUCCUGAAGUGUCGUCUCUCCAGCAGACAGAAGAGCCUUUAUGAAGACAUCCUCACACAACCAGGGUGAGACAUCUACACCUCAGCGUGUAUUUGUGAUAUCCCUGGUGCUGAGUAGUGUGUCAGGCGACAAAAAGAUGGCGGUGUUAAUAGUGUGUGUCAUCUUUUGUAGUUAGUUUUUUUGUUUUGUUUUUUAUCCAAUCAAUUUUCUUUUCUCUUCGAUCAAACCCAAAAAAAGUUUCAGUGAGAAUUUCCGUCUUUUAUUUCAGCUCAUAAAAGCUCUUAACUAGUUAUUCUAAUCAGCAAAAACAUGAGAGAUAAGUGUCACAGCCUUGUAAUCUUUACAUGUUUAAUUGUGAAGUCAUAAUCACGUCUUCUGUCUUGGUUUUCUCUCGCAGAGCUCAGGAAGCGUUAAAAACGGGUCAUUUCGUCAGCGUGCUCCAGGUCUUGAUGCAGUUACAGCGAGUGUGUAACCACCCUGAGCUGGUGGCCCCGAGAGAGAACAAGAGCUCGUUCUGUGGCUCCGCUCUACAAUACAACGUCCCGUCACUGGUGCUGAAGGCUCUGCAGAACGACUCGAGCGAGGUAACGCUCGGUGAAAAUGUGGAGAUUCUCACAGAUUCAUGAACGAUUCUACCUUCAUCCUCCUCAUCAUCUUUUGUCGUCUGUCCCUCCAGAUCGUGAACCUGUCCAUAUUUGAUCUGAUCAAUAAUGAGAACAGACUGACUCGGUAUCAGACUGAAGAAGUCGUACCGAAACUUAAGAUCAGUCAGCACCUCAUCGAGGAGAUCUACACGAGUCCAGAUCCAGCACCACGAUCCAAACCAUGCCCAAUAAAGCCCAUGAGGUCAGUGAUCAAGUCUCUUAUUUCCUGGUUGAUGUGGAGAACUUUGAGUGUUUUCUGACUGCCCUGAAACCAUCUCACUCUUUUUUUCCAGAUUGUUCCAGCCGGUUCAGUACGGGACGAAGCCAGAAGGUCGCCUGGCUGUCAUCACAAGCACAGCAGGCCAGCGUCCCCCAACGAGCUCUCCAGCCACGAACACCUCUGCUUCAACCACCAGCCAAUCAGGCCAGAGCAGAGGCAAGUCCCCUGUUACCACGACAACGACUACGGCUGCUUCUCACGGUAAGACUUUCCAACAUGAACCGAACAUAGAGAUAUACACUAAGAGGUUCACCUAUCUGUAAAAUACACUCAUACUAGUUUACUGUGUGGACGAUUCAAAGCAGUGCUGCGUAACUCUAAUGCAGUUCAGGGUCAUUUAGACCUGAGUGAAGUGAGUGAUUUUAACUUCCUUAUGUGCUGUGGUUGGUCGAUUGCAGUGAUCUCAUGCCUGUUGAUAGAAAAAUAAAACUUAUUAAGUGGUUGUUUUGCACUGAAGGAUGUCAUCUAACCCCGGAAUUCCACAGGAUCUGGAACUGAUCUGAUCCGCUGCCACAAGCAGAGGAAGAGCGCUCACGAUAUUACCAAUAUUUCUCGCGCGACUGGCCGAGAUCUCAUGAGAUCUUGCGUGUUUCACUUUGAGACAUUGAAUGAGGUCCACCGAUCAGUGUAUAUAGACGGCGGUGUAUAUAAACACCCACAUCCCACAACCCUGGCCUCUCCUAUUAUCAAGCUAAGAACAGUUUAACGUGUUGACUUUAUUUUAUUUGGAAAAUUAACCGGAUAUUUUAAUCUGUAGCUGCAAACAACUUCCGCUGCUGCUUGUGUCGCCCUGCACUGAAUUGAUGUGUUGUGCUGCGGCGUCCGCCAAAAAAAGAAGCCUUGCGUAUCUGAUCUGACAGCUGGAGCUGAUCCGCAGUGGAACUGGACGGCGGAUGGGUUGUGUGGAAUCCCACACAUUGAUUAUAAUGCUUGCGUAUUUGAUCCGCCUGUUGUUCCAGAUCCUGUGGGUUUUAGCCGCAAGAGUCAAAACUUUAAGAUUAAAAAGAAAGAAAAUCACACGUUUGGAUAAAGUUUAGUUGCCACUGAAUCCAUCCUCAGGAGGGAUUAAUGUUCAUCAUACACAGCCGCUCUUGAACUCCUGUCAUUCACUGUUGUUUAAAAUCUAUAUUUUCAUCCGUUAACUCCUCGGCAUUAAUUAAUUGUUGUGUGUUUAAGCAUGACAUCUCUAAUCCAGUUCACAUUGUUGGCCCACCACUGCUAAGUAAAUACGAGGAAAUGUUGAAUCGUUCUGCUCAUUUGACUUCAUAUUGGGUGACCCCUAACAUGUAGUCCCAUACCCCGUUACCUUUUACUUCACAGCGGUUGGAACAGCCUCUCAGAGAGCCCAGACUACCCCUCCUGUCAGCAGCAGCAGCAGCAGCACUGCCGCCGCCGCCUCCACUGUAGCCUCCUCUGGGAACGCUGGCAUUGGACAGCAUGUGUCGGGGGCUACGUCAGUGGCCUUGGGCCAGACCUUAACUGGCUCAGUUAUGGGAUCAUUAGCUCCCAUUAGCCAGCCUGGAUUAGCACAGGUCCCCAGGCCAGCUUUAGCCCCCAGCCAUGCCAUCCAGCCAAGCUUGCUGUCCCAGAGGUUGGUCCUUACAUCCCAGGCCCAGGCACGGUUGCCUAGUAAGUGGCCUCCCCUCCUUCCCUCCCCUCCUUCCCUCCCCUACCCUACCCUUGCUCCCUCCCCUCCCUUCCCUCCCCUUCUCAGCAUUACCCUCCAACAUCUGGCACAUUAGUAUGGGCUGCUCUACUCUGAGGCCUUCACUUAGGGCACUGCUGAUAUGCGUUCAGUCUUUUCUCCCCCUCAGGGAACUGGCUUCAAUGUAAACCUAAAGAUGUGUGUUAACGGCACUGAUGAUGCAGUAAAAACUGUAGCAGCUGUUUUUAUUGGAGAAAACAAAAGUGACAGUCCUUUAAUAUUAGAUCUGUAGCCAUAUCAGCAGCAUCUCUACAGCCUCAGUAUUCUUCAGUUUCCUUCUCCAAACCUGCAUGAACACUGUGAAUGACUCACUUGUGUUACAGCACACAACACUCCACCGUUUAACUGGAUUAUGUUCUCCUUCCCGUCUUUUUAAUCAUUUUUUUCUCCCCGUUUACUAAUAUUCUUUUAUCUCUUGCAUCAGCCCAGCGGCAGGAAGAAAUCCCAAAGCUCUGGUUGUCCUUUUUUUUUUUCCUUUGCCAGUGUUUUGAGUUUACUCUGAUGUUGUGCAUCACUGCGAAGCAUGUGGAAGUGGUCCCACCAUUUGCCGACCCUUUUUGCCUGUUUGUGUAUCGAGGAAAACUUUUAGCAACAGCAGACUAAGUUUCAAGACUCAGAAAGGAGGAAACAUUUGGAGAAUAUUUUCUGCUGUCGGGACUGAAAAUUUUGACGACACUUGAAUCUGAAUUUUUAAAGAAACACUUGAAAUAUCAUGGUCUUCAGAAAAUGCAAUUACUGAGUAUGAAAAAUUUCUACUUUUCACCGCAAUGAAUUCUCACAGUCCAGUGUUAAUACAACUGUAAGUGUUAUGAUGGAACAGACGGCCUUAUCAGUGAGACACACUCUGUCAAAAACAGAUACACUAAAGUAGGGCUGGGCGAUAAACCGAAAAUUCACCGAUAUUGAAAUUUACAACAUAUCAGUAUAUUCGGUGUCAAAAAAAUAAAUAAAUCAAAGUUGGUUUUGGAUGUGUGUAGGUAGGCUGUGGUCUCAUGUCCCUUCAAGACGCUGUCCUACAUCAGAGACGUGACGUGGCUGAAGUAGAUGAAGUUAAUGUGGGAGGGGGACUCAGGGCUGAAAUGAUUCCUCAAGUACCUCGAUUACAAAUAAUGAUCGAGGAAUUUUCUCUGCCCGAGUUCUCGUUUAUAAGCUCAAAUCGUCACUGUUUCGCACAGAUCCUUUUGAAGGUGACACAAUGCACUUCCGUCACUAUGGUAGAAGGAGGAGUAAGCACGGUUUAGGUUUUGCGGAGUGAAAAAAUUAAUGAUGACUGUGGCUUUUCAUGCAGUGUUGCCAACCUAGCAACUUUUCAGACCCCCCUGGCGAAUUAUUUUCAAAAAGCGACGAGCUACAAAUCUAGGGACUUUUUCUGGAGUUUAGAAGCUCUGACAUGAAAGCAGGUAUCAUUAUUACUCUUUUUAAACAGACACAGACGGGGGGGUCGUCAUCUAUCGUCAUCUAUUUCUCAGAGUCUCACUUAAUGUGAGUCUGAGAUAACUAAAAUAUUCGAUAGCUGCAGGCCUAGAGGUGGUGAGCACCUUGUGGAGUAGUUAUCGCCCAUUUAUCGUUAUUGAGGUGAACUGAUCAAUAUAUCGUCAUAUUGAUUUGAGGCCAUAUUGCCCAGCUCUACUUGAAAGUCGAAGGUACUCGAUAUAACUUCUGGACUUCUGAAAUCAAAUAGUAAAAACAAGCAAAGAUAAUUGACGAAAAGAGUUUUCUCAGGGUUUUCUUGUUCGACACUGAUUCCUAGGUGUUCCUCCUGGUGACCUCUGAUUGGCCGGGAGAAGAGUUUUGUUUUGAUGAUGUUUUAGCGGCGCGCUGUCUGACCCGAGGAUCGCCUCUCUAGCCGUUUUCUUUCCCCUUCAGGAUUCAUUAAAGUAGCAGCUGCUCUGGUUCUGUUGUGGAGGGCGGCUGUGUGCUCGUUCUCUGAUUAAUCCACCUUGGUUCUGCAUGUUUUGUGUCUUUUCACCCUUUAACUAACUGAUGCAGAGAUGAUUUUUUUUUUUUUCAUGACCUCAGAACUGUUUGCAGGUUUCUUUAAGCAGUCUGCGAUAAAGUGUUUUCCUUUUCCCACUCGUUGAAGGUGGAGACGUGGUGAAGAUCGCCCAGCUGGCCAACAUGGCAGGCACGCAGAGUCGUAUCUCGCAGCCAGAGACUCCUGUCACUCUGCAGUUUCAGGGGAACAAGUUCACUCUGUCCCCCAGCCAGCUCCGCCAGCUCACCACCGGACAGCCUUUGCAGCUCCAAGGUACACUCGGUAAUGGACAUCCCAUCGUCACACUCUCAACCUAACUCAUUCUCUUUCUUCAGUAUUCUGUUUGCAUGCCGUCAAUUACUCUCUGAUGAUCAUCGUAUUAUACGUUUUAAACGUUUACAUCAUUGAAUAGAUGUCUGCAAGUUCUCAGGGAAUCAUGUUUUCCUUCAACAGCUGUUGGUAAUUAAAAAACGCUGACAAAAAGUCCUCAUGGUCCAUAAUGUCUUCAGUCCAAGUUAAAAACAUUUGCUUUAGUACAUCUGAAAAAGAUUUAUUUUUUGGACGGGCACAACAUCCGUGUCUGCUCUCUGAAUCGCCGCGGUCGUGUUCCCCUCUGGGACACAAUUUAGAAACAUUUUCUUCAGAGUUUUUGUUGAUUUCUUUCUGCAACCACUCCCAUUGCAUCAACUCGACCCUAAUGUCAUCGAGAAACACAAAAACAUCAACAUGAAUAAUUGCUGCACGUGAAAGCUCAGUAGUUUGGCAGGUAGAGAUUCCUCCCACAAAACAGACGACAAAGAAGUUUCAUCAUGUUUUUCCUGCUUUUCCUCCCCUCUCACGUCAUAGCUCGUGUUGGAUAUUAAGAGGGUUUGACUUUGAUUUGCUGCUUGAUGUGUUUUUUGUGUAUUUAGGAAACAUACUGCAGAUCGUGUCGGCUCCUGGGCAGCAGAUCAUCAGGCCUCAGGGAUCGAUGGUGAUGCAAGCGAUGCCACAAGCUGUUCCUGCUUCGAACGCCUCAGCAACACCUGGAGCGCCUCAUUCUGCUCUAUCAACAGCCCAGCAUGGUGAUUUUUUUACAAUAACUAUUAUUUAUUUCUGUGUAUUUCUGUGGGGGACUCAGCCUAUCAUGUCCUCGAUAUGCUCAUUUAGUGUCUCCUGACAAAAAUCUCAUUCUGUGGGUUUUUGACUGACACAUCUGUUGUCAAUUGUGAAUAUUUUCUGUGUUUGUUUCACCGACAUCAAACAUAAUUACGCCGCCAUCUCCCCACAGUUUCCCCUUCCUUUUGUAAAUCACUUUAAAACUGGAAAUACCAAAAACUCUCAUACAGAUGUUUACAUUAAUGGCGUAUAUUUUUGUUUUGUAGCUCUUGGCGUGACCACAAACGCCACAGCAGCCGCCAACAAACACACGGCAGCCACCAACGCUGGUUCUCAGGUGGGUUUAAUAGAAGUCAUGUUUUAGAUACAGGAUUCUCUCGUUUUAAUGAUCAAUAUGACUUUUCUAAUCGAUCGUUACUCUGGAUCAUCUUCAGGAGUCUACAGAGGAGAAGACUCAGCGGAUGAAGGAGCGUUUGGCCCGCCUGUUUGAAGCCAACGAGCGCCGCUGCAGCCGCAGAGUGCUGUACGGGUCAGACCUGCUGCAGGCGUGCUCUCUGAGCUCCGAGCCGGGUCACUCCGCCCUGACUGCAGGAGGCUGGAGGUGGGUGGGCAGAGAGAGCUGCCUCAGGGCCCAGAGAACCUGCGUGGCCACCACCUCUGCACUGCAAUCCACUCUGCUCUCGGUGGAGGACCGCCUGAAGACCGCCAACAGUCUUAUCAAGAGGUACUUCAACUCCGUUUGAAAGAGCUCCUUUCUCUGCACUGUAGAUGGAGGUCACCGCAUCAUGAAAAACCUUAAAAAUCCUCAGAUUGGAGUCGCUUACCUGCUGCUGUAAAGUUAGAAAUGUCUCGGUUUAGUUCGGUAUUUCUAGUGCAACACAAAAAUUAGCAUCAGUCCCAUCUGAUGGGAAGGUUGAAUAUUUUAUAUCCUGACCAGUGAAUUCACGUCUCCUCCUGCAGGCUUGUUUGUGUGGUGCCUCCAGCUGUAGCCCCGCCUCCUCAGCUGUAUGCCGCCAAUCCCCCGGUCCCCUACAGCCUCAAUCAGAAGUCCUUUCAGCGUCGACUAAAGGAGACAUCUGCUCCCUUCACUGCUGAUAUCCACCGUUUCACUUCCAGGAGUCUCCUCCAUUUUCCUGACCUGCAGCUGAUGCAGAUGGAUUCAGGUUUGUUCUUAUUUAUUUUACAUCUCAACUGCAAAAACACAGAAAAACUCAAACAUCUGAGAGAUCUAUAUUUCUUUAUUUUUGUUUCACAGGGAAACUGGAGGCCCUCGCCAUUCUGCUGCAGAAGCUGAGGUCGGAGAGCCGCCGGGUCCUCAUCUUCACUCAGAUGGUGAAGAUGUUGGACAUCCUGGAGGCUUUCCUCGAUCACAGGCAGCUGACGUACGUGAGGGUCGACGAAAGCUUCACCCCUGAUGAACGACAGGUGAGAUUUCUGACAACAGUGAAGCGGCUUUAUCAACAUUAUCUAUAGAGUAAUGGAGUCAGGGUUAGAGGACUAUGUGUGAGGAAGCAUGUGUAUUUGAAUACAGAUGGAGUCGCGUACUCCUGAUCUACAGGAAUAAAAGUUUAGUGUUGUUUACUAUAAACUGCUGAGUUAAGGAAAUAUGAGAAAUAAGUCAGGGUAAAAACUCGUGUCCAACUUUAUUCUUAGUCUCAGUUUUUGUUUGUUUGUUUCUGCAGGAGAGCAUUAAGAGGUUUAACAGGAACAGGAAGGUGUUCUGCAGCAUCCUGACAAACCGCUGCUGCUCCGCUGUCGGGACCGUGUUCGACGCCGACACCAUCAUCUUCUACGACACAGACCUCAAUCCCAGCAUGGACGCCCGAACGCAAGAGUGGUGUGACAAAAUCGGGCGCUCCAAGGAUAUCCACAUUUAUAGGUGCUGCUCUCAGAACUGUUUUAGAGUCUCUGUUGUUGGUUUAAUCUCUGGAGUAAUCUUGACAUGUUGUUUGUUGGUGUCCAUCUCUUGUAGGCUGGAGAGUGGGAACUCCAUAGAAGAGAAGCUGCUGAAGAACGGGACCAAGGACCUGAUCAGGGAGGUGGCGGCCCAGGGAACCGACUACUCCCUGGCCUUCCUCACUCAAGUAAGACUAAGAUUCUGUGGUCUGCCUGGAUUUUCCAAGAUGAUCGAAAACUGUAUUCAUUCAAACUAUGAACUGACCUGUCAUUGUGUGCUUUCAGCGGACCAUCCAGGAUCUGUUUGAGGUGGAGGCAGGCUCUGGGGAGAAGGUGGAGGAGUUUGUGGUUCUUCAUCAGGAGCCGUCCGCCUCAGAGGCCAUCUCUCCCAGAGUGGCGAGACCGUACAUUCAGGCUCUGCACAGCAUCAACCUGGAUGCUUCUCCAGAGGAGGAGGAGCAGCGGCGUGUGGACGAGGAGUUAGAGGGCAAGGAGACAACAGAUGAAGAGAAGGAGUCAGAGAACCAAAGUAAAGAGGAGCCGGCUCAUAUAGAGGAGCUGAACGCUGUCAUGGAGCAGGUAGAUGAAGAAAAGUUAGAAGUUAGAAGUGUCAGAAAUGUAAGAGCAGCCCUGAAAUAAAGUGAACCUUUUAUUUUUGCUUGAACAGCUCACACCUAUUGAGCGGUAUGCUCUGAAUUACCUGGAGUACCUGCAUGUCAGUGAUGAUGAAACUGCUCUGAAGGUAAAUGAAACUUUAACUGAAGUUUUUAUUGAGAAAAUGUGAAAAAUACGUCACACCUUUAUUGUAAUGUUGUAUUUGUACAUCACUUCAUUUCUCCUAUCACUGAGUUUGACUUCAUCGCUCUCUCUGAAGCCGUUCCAUGUUGUUUUUCCCCCUCAGGAGCAGUUGGAGAGCUCAAAGAGAGGCUGGGAGCUGAAGCAGCUUCAGAAGCUGAAGGAAGAGGAGGAGGAGCGGCUGAUCAUGCAGGGAGAUGAAGAUCUGUUCACCUACACCAGAGAGGAUGCCUACAACAUGGUGGGCGUCCGCUUUGAUCUCUGCUCAUCAGGAAGAAGUGCUUUGUGCUUCGUUGUUGUUGUUGUUGACAUGAUCCUCUCCUCUGGGUUUUUACAGGAGUACGUGUUUGAUGCAGAGGACGGCCACACAGAAAUCAUGCCGGUAAGAGAGACGGGGUUCAUCACAGGGUUUGAUUAAAUACAGAAAAAAAACAUGAAUUAGAAAAACAAACCUUUAUUUCCCCAGACAUUUAUUCUUUUACUUCUAAUUGCCUUUAAACUAACGACACAGUAAAUGAACAAGAAAUCACAGGCGUGUAUUGGACAGUAGAUCCUUUUUACCAAUCGGAUCAAUAUCAUAUUUAAAUUUUAGCGUUUUCACUAGAAACACAAAAUCAAUCUUCUGUUUCAAGUGAAUAUUUUCUAGUUAAUCCCUUCGAGUUAUUCUAACCUUAAAUCCUGAUCUUGGGUGAAAUUUAAACUCUCCUUUUCAACGUUUGAUUCUGCCGAUUUUGGCCACAUCUGUAUUUUUAAGUGCCAUAAAGUAGGGCUGGGCGAUAUGGCCGCAAAUCAAUAUCACAAUAUAUUGAUCAGUUCACCUCGAUAACGAUAAAUGGAUGAUAACUACUUCACAAGCUGCUCACCCCCUCCCACAUUAACUUUGUCUACUUAGAAUAUACCGAUAUGUAUUCGCAAAAUGACGUCGGUUGUUGUCGUAAAUUUCAGUAUCGGUAAAUUUUCAGUUUAUCGCCCAGCCCUACCACGAAGUCUCAUCUGUUUUUUGUUUUCCAAACAGGUUUGGACCCCACCAACACCCCCGCAGGAUGACAACGACAUCUACAUCGACUCUGUGAUGAUGCUGAUGUACGACACCACCCCAAUGCCAGAGUCCAAACUGCCUCCUAUUUACAUCCGCAAGGAGCACAAACGGCUCAAAAUGGACCCCUCAGGUGAGAGGAAGUUUAUAUAACUCGUGAAGAAGCCCUUCACAUAUGUAGGUUCAAAUGCAUCAGCUGUUUUUGCAGGUUAGUUUGUUUCCUCUGUCCUCACUGGAGUUUGUUUGUUCAGCAGCAGCCAGGAAGAAGAAGAAGGGUCACGGGGAGACGGUGAUUCCUCCACGCUCUCUGUUCGAAAAGGCCAGCAUGCUCAAAGUCCGCCGCGAAGGCAAAGACCAGAAAAAGAACUUCUCCCUCAAGCAGCAGGCGCCCUUUGCCAAGCCCCUCCCCUCGCUGGUUAAACCUGCCAUGGAGGCCGGUCAGGACAACCCAGAGUGGCUCAUCAGUGAGGACUGGGCCUUGCUUCAGGUACUGGAUCCAUCUACUUGAUACUUUAUGAUGGUUCUCAUUGUCAGAGGUUAGAAAGACGUCAGAAACAUCAUCUCUGUGUGUCUGACAGGCUGUGAAGCAGUUGCUGGAGUUGCCUCUGAACCUGACGAUCGUGUCUCCCGCUCACACUCCGAACUGGGAUCUGGUGAGCGACGUGGUGAACUCCUGCAGCCGCAUCUACCGCUCGCCCAAACAGUGUCGCAACCGCUACGAAAAUGUCAUCAUCCCCAGAGAGGAGGGCAAGGUAAGACUCGGUCAGCCCUCUCUACAACCCCAAACUCUCUCUGCUCAUGUGUCUAAACUCUGUGUCUGUUUUUCUGUUUCUCAGCUGGUUUAUGAGGCGAACCCCAAGAAGAAAACCAAGAGCAUAUACAAGGUAGGCUGUCCUGGUCUCUGUCGGUGUUAAAUCUGCCUCUUCUCCAGGAUUCAGUCGCUCACUUUUGUUUCCAUGUUUGUGUGUCCGCUCUCAGUCCAAGAACAGCCGUCCUCUAAGAACGUGUCAGAUCUACACGCAGGACGACAACGCCACUCACAUCCAGCUGUACAACAGCCGCUUCGAACUCAUGAAGAUCAUCGCCAGCAAGAGGAGUCCACCCAUCAAACCGCUGUAAGAGAAAACAAUCUUGUUUCCCCUCAUCGACGCCAAAUCAGGACGAACAUGAAAAUCCUUCAAAAAAUAAGAAAAACUCAACAUUUGAAUCGGUGAUAUUUUUACAGGCUCGGAAUGAAUCCGUUUCAGAAAAACCCCAAACACGCCUCAGUGUUGGCAGAAAGGUACGUUUGUUUCUUCAUCAUUGACUUUCAAACCUACACAACUAAACAAAGAGCGUCAAACUGAGACUACUGUUGUUCGUUUAUUCAGCGGGAUCAGCUACGACAAGCCCCUCCCCCCCAUUCAGGUGGCCUCUCAACGUGCCGAGAGGAUCGCCAAGGAGAAAAAGGUGAUUGUGGACGAUGACCGUAUUUAACUCAGCGCUCUUACUUUUGUCACGCAGAGCGAUGAGGACAAAGGAAGCGCUUGUUUUGUCAUCUCAACUGCAUUUGUGUUUGAUUUGUCAACUGUGUGUGUGUUUGUGUGUGUUUGUGUGUUUUCAGGCCCUCGCAGAGCAGCAAAAGGCUCAGCAGUUGGCACAGCAGCAGGCCGGAGCUCCCCAGGCUCAGGCUGCACCCGGCCAGGCUCAGGCUCCUGCUGCCGCUCAGGCUCAAGCUCAGGUCCCUCAGGCUGCCGCGGUGGCUGGAGCCACUGCUGUUCCUAAUGCAGCAGUUCUGGUGAGAAUCAAAGCGUCCUCUGUUGACAUUCAGGAGAAGUCUUUUCACCGCGCCAAGACUCUUACUCACACUUAUCUUGUUUCCCAGGCUGGAGCCAUUAAAAAUGCGACUGUGGGCACAACCAUCCAGGCCGGUACGUCGACACACAUAUGGCUCACAUUACAGAUCUGUUGGUAUUCCAGUGUUUAAUUCAUUUCUCUUUGUUGGCUCCAGCCACUGUAGGGGGGAAUGUGAUUGUGAACACAGUAGCUGGAGUUCCUCCAAGUCCCUUCCAGGCCAACAAACGCCUGGCAUCUCCAGUCAUACCAGGCACCCUGUCUGUGAGUCAUGCUCAUUAUUACGGCUGCUUUGGCUGAACUCAGCCACCUACUGACUGACAGGAAUUCAUGAUGCAAAUAGCCUUUGGACGGAGUACAGAGCACACCCUCUGCGCUCUGUAGACUGAUUAGUUAUUAGCGUCGGAUCCUUUCUCAUUGUGUUAUUGUUGUUUGUCCAGCCUGCUGGUGCGGCCGGAGCCCAGGUGGUCCACGCACAGCAGAGGGCUGUCACGGCCGCCGCUGCCCCCGCGGAGGUGGUUGCCAUAGCUACAGGUCAAGGAGUAAGAGCUGUUACCCCAGUGACGGCAUCUGCAGUGGUCUCUACCACUCUGAGUCCGGGACAGUCACAGACCCGCCCACUGGUCACUCAGGUCACACCAGGUACUGAGCUGAGAUCUCUCUCGUGUUUCUCGUAUAAAAGAUUCAUCGAGAUUCUGACCACUGAGUUAUCCGCUCUCCUCUCCAGCCACAGGUAUGCAGCUGCAACAAGGGAAGCCUCUGACCGCGGCUCAGCUGCAGAUGAUCCGACAGCAGCAGCUGCAGCAGCACCAACAGCAGCAGCAACAGCAGGCUGCCUCUCCACAGAUCAAAGCGGUGGGCAAACCCCAGGUACACCCACCCACUGCUGCUCAAAGUAACAUCUACACAGACCGUGACAGAGGAGAACAUCUGCUCAUCUCUGAGAUGAUCACUCUAAAGGGUGUCAUUAUAAAAGCAUAUGGAGCAGGAACACGACUAUCAGAGCGUACAUGAGGAGAGCAGAUCAAACUUCGACCUCAUUACAGUCAUGUCAAUGUCAGCUUUACUUAUAUAACACGUUUAAAACAGCAAAAAUAAAAACUAUUAAAGCAUAAAACAUAAAACAAUAAUAAAAAUAAACAUGGCAAAUAAAUAAAAGACUCGAUAAAAGUAGCUAUACUUUCCCAAAAAGCUAAAGUAAACAGGUGCGUCUUCAGAAGUGUUUAAAAAUGGAAAGGCUGUUAGCAGUACACACUGUCAAGGUGAGAGCCACAACAGACAAUCCUCGAUCUCCUCUAGAUUUUAAAAAGGAUGGAGGAACGUCUAAAACCGCCUGAUCAGCUGACCUCAGGGCUCUGGAGAGUAUCAGACAGAUAUUCCGGGGCCGGCCCUUUCAGAGACUUAAUAAAAGAAUCUUAAAAUCGAUCCUGUACCUGACAGUGAGGAGAGGAAAGCAGCGGAGUUAUGUCCUCCUUUUUCUUAGUCCCAGUUAGGAGACGAGCUGCAGCAUUCUGAAUGAGCUCUGACCUGCCAAUGCCGACAUACAGGGAAUUACAAUAAUCUAAAAGAGAUGUGAUAAAAGUAUGAAUAACUUUUUCAAGGUCCUUCUGGCUUCAAUACAGUUCAACUUUGGCGAGAAGCCUCAGCUGAAAAAAUCAUAAUGUUUCCACGCUUCUUUGAUAGAGAUUGAAGUCCAACAGACCGACCUCUUAAACAUGUGUUCGUAUGGAUCACUCAUCUUUUUGUCCAUGUGUCUGCAGGAGCUUUUAAAGAUGCACAAGCAUAAGCUGCAGCUGCAGCAGCAGCAACAGCAGGUCGCUGCAGCGGUGGCGGCAGCAGCUCAGGGUCAACAGACUGCAGGAGCCCAGCAGGCGGCUCAGGUUCAGCCUGCACAGGCCGCACAAACAAACCCCCAACUGGCAGCUGUGGCAGCACCCAGACCUGGAGCUGUGCUGACCGGCACUGUGGCCAGACUGGUAAGACCGGGAAGAAGACAAUCAGUCCAUCAUGUAGAAGAAGAAGUUUCUUUAUAAACUAUGAAAGAUAAAAAACUGAAUGAAAGAAUAAAUAUUCACUCUAGCUUAUUAAACACCAUGUUUUGUCCCUUCACAGACUCGAGUCCCCACUCAGGGCCAGAUUCAGGCCCAGGCAGGACAGACGGCCCAGGUGACCCUCACCAAGCCCCCCGUGGUCUCUGUGCCGGCUGUGGUCUCAUCAGCAGGAGUCACGACACUGCCUGUGACCGUGGCAGGCAUCAGUGUGGCGAUCGGACAGGCCCAGAAAACAGGUGAGGGUUCUGGGAGACUGGAUGAUGGAUCUCUGUCCUCCUGAGCUCCUCUGCUCAGUCUGUAACCCACUCUUAAAUGAAGAUUUCUGUUAUGGAGGUAAAUGAAUCUGCGUCAGAUCACAGUUUUCAAGUUUUCAUAUGUUGCUCUUCUUUCUCUCUCGUCAGGUGGGCCUGUCCUGACGCCGUCCUUCCCACAGAUGCAGGUCCAGCAGCUGCUGCAGAUGAAGAAACAGCAGCAGGCGGCAGCAGUCCAGGCUGCAGCUCAGCAGAAAGCUGGCCAGCCGCAGGGAGGACAAGCCACGGUUCAGCAGAAGGUAAAACUCACCCUGGACUUUAAAGUUAUUAAAGCAGACGUUUGUGAGGACUGCUUAGUAAGUUUUUAUACACUGAGGAUCAUUAUAUUUGUUAUUUUUGUACCAUUAUUGAUAGUUCUGUUACUUCCCUUAGAUCGGCACUCAGCAGGUGACUGUACAGGCAGCCCAGCCGGCCCAGCAGCAGCAGAAGGUGACCUACGCGACCACCACCCAACUCCAACCAGGAAUCAAGACCCAGUUCUUCACCACGUCCAUCACCCAGACUCAGAAACCCACCGGAGCCCAACAAAUCCAGGUGCACCAUCAGUGACGCUCCAGAGAAUCAAUAUUUACACGUUAAAAUUGGCUCCUUGUGUUGAUUUGAGAUUGUUUGCCUCUUAUCAGGUGGCUAAGCUCCCGCAAAUUGUGCAGCAGCAGCAGCCGACCGUGGCGAAUAUCCAACAAAUCGUGUCAUCUCCUCAGCAGGUGAGGGUUUUUGUCGGUUUCUGCUGAUGGUGAAGUCUUUGUUGUAUCUUCACAUCGACAGGAUUUAAAAUUAGAGAACCAACAGAUCUUUAAGAGUCUCAAAAGGUCCUCGAUUUAAACGGUUACUGAAAAUUUGCUUCAGGUGCUAAAUUUGAAGAUUGUACUUUUAAGGCUUUUUGUCCGGGUCUUAAAUUUGACUUUAUUAAAGGAGAAAAAACUCUGACUCUGUGUUUCUGACUCUGUGUUUCUGACCCUGUGUUUCUCUUAGAUCCAGGGCCAGCCUCAGACCGUCACUCUGACCCAGGCGGCCACAUCCGCUCCAGCUCAGGUGCAGAUGAUUCCCGCCGGCACUGCGACGGUCCAGGUGGUCCAGCAGAAGAUCAUCCAGCAGCAGGUGGUCACCGCCGCCACGUCACCACAGAUCCAGACUCCCCCUGCACACAGCCCCGCCCAGCAGCCCGCCGUCACCUCCGCCGCAGAGUCCCCGGCCCAACAGCCCGCUCAGGCCCAGCAGACCACCAAGGGUCAAGCUCGCCAGGGCGGCAUCAGAGCCAAAACGCCGGCCAAGCCCAGCGGUGGGGGCAGCUAAUGAAACUGUGGCGCGGUUAACCUCACCAAACGUCUGCCUCACACCCCCCUCACCAUCUCUGAUGUGGUUUAAACCGUGUGCUCCAGACACACGACCAUCUCUGUGCUUGUAUCUAAACCAUUUUUCUGAAUCACUCGCAGCACUCCCUGUAAAUCUGGAGGGAUCCAUAAUCAUCCACAUUUAUACUUCUCUCAUACUUUUACAAAAUGUUUCCUCAAAUAACCAGAACAGAGAAGUUUCCUCCGUCACAUCAAUCAGGCACAAAACCCCCUCGCCCUCACAGUGACUCACCUGGCGUCUGCGGCUGAGGCUCAUGGGUAAUCCUGCGUUGGGAAAAUGCAGCUGUUUGUUAGAAUAAGUGUAUCCAUAAUUAGUCCCUUUUAUGUCUGUUCCCCUUGUUGUCUAUAGAUACUGGAUGGAGAUUAAUGCACGUUCCUUUAGUCAUUUGUUUUUUAUUGCAGCAGCAAACACACUGUAAACAUGUACUUUAGUAUUUUGUGUUUUCUCAUAAAUUGUCUUUUUUUAUUGAUGUCAAGGAAAAAAAAACUGUAAAUAUCAAUGAAAAACAUUUGUACUUGUAAAGUAGUCGUGUUUUCAUUGGGUUUUUUCAGCCUAAUUGUAAUAAAGUGUUUUGUUUUUAUACACAAACUCACUUUUUUCAUUUCAUUAAUACAAUAUCGGUGCGUUACUAAAAAAACCAUGAGACUAAGUUCGUGUUUAAAUUCACCGUGAGGGUUAGGACUUAAAAAAAUCAAGUUUAAACUCUUUAAAUAGACAAAUAUAUUUAUUACUAAGUCCUCGGAGAAGUAGUUUUCAGCUGAGACAAACACCGAACAAAAGUGAAAAUGCUUCAAACAGGUCUCUGCUGUUGAUUCUGCAUUUCGUCUGCGGCGAGCAUUAAGAAGAAGAAAAAGAAAGCUCCUCUCAGCACUGUCUGCUUGGCCCAGAUGGCUGCUGAUUUCUGCAAAUGGACCACUCAAUGAAAUUAAAGGACGCUCCUCGUUUAAUUUCCUUUAAAAAUAUCAAGGAACAUUAAGGAAAUAACACCGAGCAGUGCUGCAUUUGCACAAGCUGUAAGUGACGAUCGAAAUCCAGUAGAAAAUGGAGCGAAUUACAGAGUGGACCAGUCGUAUCAUCCAAAUGACUAUAUUGUCCUGCAGUUAUGAAAAAAAGCUGAGGAGUGACGCACAUGUAGAGACGAAUUAUAGCAAGGAAGGAUGUAGAAGGAAGUGAAUAAAUUAUCUAGUCUCAUCCCUUUUUUCCAUGAACAGAGGCUAAAGCUCCAAUCACAAAUAUUACUUUGUACUUAGUCCCUUAGCAAACUCAGAUUCAAGGUAAACAAAGUGUUUCUAAAAAUCACUUAAAGGGAUAUUCCGGUGUAAAAUUGAAAUAGCCCUUUAAAGCUCCAGUGGAGAUUUUUUUGGGACGUAACACAGACUGAAGUGAAUAUUUGUGCCUCCUUAUGAGCUGUAAAAACAAUGACAGCUGAUUAUUGCGGUAUGUUUUUUUCUAAAGCCUGAGAUAGCUGCUGAGGUUUAGAUGUCAGGUGAGUAAAAGCUUUGUUUGAUACAUCUCACAAUAAUAAUAAAGGUGCUGCAGUCCUGUACUCGUCCACAGGGGGGCACUGUUGAACCAGCAUCAUGCUCCCUCCUCUCAGAAAAAGAAGGCCCUCCACUCCUCUGGAUUUUCCAGCUCAUUGAAAUCUCCCAUCUGCUCCUCGGUGCUCACUCUGCGUCUCCUCUCUCUGCUGGCACUCGGUGGCCGUCCACAUUCAGCUCUAAACCAGAGAGACAGGGGAGGUGAGGUGGAAGAGCGGGCCGAGAGAUGAACAGAUGGGCAGGGCUGGUCCCUUUUACCCACAUAUCACUCCAUCCUGCUGGAGCUCAUUCGCUCUUUUCAUACAAGGAGGAAAAAAACAUCUUCUGUAAACAGAAGCUGUGAAUGGAGGGUUUUUUUUUUACUGCUUGACAUUAAGGUGAGAAAUGAAGGGAGAUAAAAUAGUCCUGUGCUUUUAUGAAACCUGCAGGAGGAACAGCUGGCAGACUACAGAGCACAGGAGCUGUCACGCUGCAGUUAAGGAAAGUGGAUGAAUCACGCACUUUAAUUCAUACAUCACGCCUCCUCCUUUGCAAGUGUGUGUGUGUGUGUGUUUGAUGGAAAGCAGUGCAGAUAAAGAGGAAAUGUGAGCGCUCGUGGAACACUAUCCUCUCCUCCCUGCAGCCACCUUUUAUUCAAAUGUCACUUUACAGCAGGUGAGUGAGCGUAAGUGCGCACAAGUAUAAACAUGCAUUCAUGCAGCGUUUCCACUUUGAUUUCCAACCAAAGGCACAAAAAGAGAAAAACAGUUUUGUGAUCCAGGAGCCGAGAGUGAGACGUUUAAAGCUGGAAGAGUGUUAGAAGCCCCCAUGGCGGCACUUUUUAUUUUGAUAUCUCCGUUUUCACAUUAGGAGGGAAGCUGUGGCUGUCAGAGCCGGUUUCAUCUCCCUUCAGCUCUAACACCAGCAGCAGCCUUCCCACCAUGUGAGUGUUUACCUCAGGAGGGUCUUUAAAGCCUCUGAGCGGUGUCAAAUGUGUGAGGGCUGAUUUUUCACUCUCAUGUGUGUUUUCCUCCACCAGCCUCCUCUAAGCAUGUCACAGAGCAGAGGAGCCGUGCGGAGAGCGACAGGAUGAUUCAAUCAUUGUGUGUGUGUGUUGACACGACAACAGAGGGGGGAUCAACACGGAGAGGAAAGAGGAAGAGCUCUGGAACAACAUUUGUACAGAUACAGAUCGGCAGAAGGUUAAUGCAGAGGGCACGACUUUUCAUUCAGACCCAUCUCUCUCUUAAUUCUUAGAUUUUUUUGGAUGUCAUUGAGCUGCAAGUUUGGACAUUAGACCAGCUAGUUUAGCACCUGGACCCUUCUACUUCAGAGCCAUGCAGUUGUAAUAUGUGUUUUGGCAUUUUUAUUGCUGUUUUAUGUCGUCUAACAUUUAAAAAGUCAGUAUCUCCAGGGCAUCCCUACCUGUCCAUGAUUUCCAAAAUGUUUUGCACUCCACUGCAGUCCUUCUGAAAUUGACUCCCAUGUUAAUAUUUGGUUUCCUGAGUCAGUGCAGUGAUUUCUACUACAGAGUCUUCUGUGUUUAAAGGGAUAUUCCGGCAUAAAAUUUAGUUAUGGUCAAACACACCAUAACACCAAGUUAGACACCCCCUCGAGAGAUGAAUGCUGCUGACCGCUUGCUUCUCUAGUUAUACCAACUUUAGUAACGACCGCACGAUAGCAAUAUACAGCGGUCUACAUCGCCACGUGCAAAACCAAAACGCCACUCUA
This is a messenger RNA of Xyrichtys novacula (pearly razorfish), 27838 nucleotides long. Lineage: Eukaryota; Metazoa; Chordata; Actinopteri; Labriformes; Labridae. The record is from the annotation of a GenBank genome assembly.